AGUGAUUGAAACUGCUGUAAUAUUGUUGUAUAAAUAGCUCUCCACGAUGCCCAAUGUUGUUCAUUCCAGUUUACAGCAAAAGACUCAAAAUCCCAUGGCUUCUUUUGCAAUACCAUUCAAAAUCAUCUUCUUCCUCCUCCUUGUCCAGCUUCGGUCUUCCCAUGUUUUCUCUUCAUCCUCCAUUAACCUUACAGAAGCUGAAGCCCUUCUAAUAUGGAAAGCUAGCCUUGACAACAACACCCAAACUAUGCUCUCAACCCUGUGGGUCGGAAGCAGCCAUUGCAACUGGGUUGGAAUCACUUGUGAUAAGGUUGGAAGCAUCACCAAUCUUAGCCUCGCAGGGUAUGGUUUGAGAUUGAAAGGUACACUUCACAAUCUCAACUUCCUUUCCUUUCCUAGAUUGAUUAGCCUUAACCUUCAAAACAACUCACUAUAUGGGUCCAUUCCGUCCCACAUUGGGAACCUUUCUAAACUUGUCUUCCUUGACUUGUCCUACAAUAAUUUCUACGGAAAUAUCCCAUCUCAAAUAGGAAUGCUUAAAUCUCUCAUUGAACUUAAGCUGUCUAAGAAUAGUUUCUAUGGGCCAAUUCCUCCAACGUUCAACAAUCUUACUUAUUUGCAGCAUUUACAGUUAGGACAUAACCAUCUCACUGGUCCAUUGCCCAAGAACAUAUGCAGAGGGAGAUCACUCGCAUAUUUUGGAGCUAUGAAUAAUAAUUUGAUAGGUCAGAUCCCAUCAAGUUUGAGAGAUUGCAAAAGCUUAUAUGGAGUUAGGCUUGAAGGAAACCACUUAACUGGAAAUAUAUCAAAAACUUUUGGUAUAUAUCCAAAUUUGAGUUUCAUUGCAUUAAGUGAUAACAGAUUUUAUGGCGAACUUUCUCCGAAAUGGAGCCAAUGCCAUAAUCUACAAAGCCUACAGAUUGCCAAUAAUAACAUUACUGGAAAGAUACCACUUGAGUUGGGACAUGCAACUCAGUUGCAAGAACUCAAUCUCUCUUCAAAUCAUCUAAUCGGCGAGAUUCCCAAGGAACUAGGAGCAUUGACAAAGUUGUCCCGUCUUUCGCUAAGUGGUAACCAACUGUCGGGUAAAAUUCCAUUUGGUAUUGGACUUCUUUCAAAUCUACGACAACUUAACUUGGCAUCAAACAAGUUAAGUGGAUCUAUUCCUGACCAACUUGGAAAUUGCUCCAGAUUACGGAACUUGAAUUUGAGCAGGAAUAACCUUAGAGAGAGAAUUCCAUUUUCUAUAAGCUACAUAAAUGGCCUUCAAAGUCUAGAUUUGAGUCAUAAUUCACUUACCGGAGGUAUCCCACGUCAGCUUGGAGAAUUACAUUCCUUGAAAAUAUUGGACCUUUCUCACAAUUUACUCAAUGGUUCCAUCCCAAAAGCUUUCAGGGAUUUGCAUGGUUUGACAAUUGUGAACGUAUCUUUCAAUCGAUUAGAAGACCUUCAGGCAUUUCACGAGGUUUCAUUCGAUGCUAUAAAGAACAAUAAAGGCCUAUCGAGUAAUGCCACUGAACUAUGGCCUCAUUUUGUCCCUUCUCGAGCAAAUUAUGGUCUUAAAAAGGCCACCAAAGACUUCAUUUUAGUUGUGUUUCCAAACAUUGGUGGUCUACUUUUGCUACUUAUAAUGGUUGCAACUUUUCGUAGGUUUUGUAUGAAGACUCCAACCAAAAAUUCCGAGUCAACGGAGGAAGAAAAUGGAGAUAUUUUAACUGUAUUGGGAUUUGAUGGAAGAAUACUCCAUGAAGACAUCAUUGAAGCCACUGAAAAUUUUAGCUCCAACUAUUGCAUUGGUUCAGGAGGAUAUGGAACUGUUUACAAAGCUACAUUACGAACUGGUCAAGUGGUUGCUGUGAAGAAAUUUCACCAAUAUGCAAAUAACAUUCUCAACAACUCGAAAGCCUUUGAAAGCGAAAUUGCUGCUUUACUAGAAAUAAAGCAUCGUAACAUUGUGCAGAUGUAUGGCUUUUGUAAACAUCGAAAGCAUUCUUUUCUGGUUUUUGAGUUUGUAGAAAAGGGGAGUUUGAAAAUGGUCUUAAGCAACAAUGAACAAGCAGAGGAGUUGGAUUGGAAGAAGAGGCUAAAUGUAGUUAAGGGAUUGGCUAAUGCUUUGUCUUAUAUGCAUCAUGACUGUUCACAACCUAUAAUUCAUCGAGACAUUUCCAGCAACAAUGUUCUUUUGGAUUCGGACUAUGAAGCUCAUGUCUCAGACUUUGGCACAGCUAAACUUUUAAAGCCCGACUCCUCCAAUUGGACUUCACUUGCAGGCACCUACGGGUAUAUAGCUCCAGAGUUGGCCUAUACAAUGAGAGCAGAUGAGAAAUGUGAUGUCUAUAGUUUUGGUGUGCUAACACUAGAAGUUUUAUUGGGGAGGCAUCCUGGCGAUCUUCUUUCAUCGACAUCGGCAUCUAUGUCAAAUGACAAACAAGUUUUGCUUCAGGAUGAGAUAGACCCACGUCUCCCACCACCAAAAAACCGAGUUGCAAAGGACAUAGUCCCUACUAUAAUGAUAGCAGUUUCUUGCUUGAAUAGUAAUCCCCAACUUCGACCAACCAUGAAACAAGUUGCUCAAGCCCUUAGUUGUAAGUCUCAUCCAUUGCCAAGCCCUUUCUCGACCAUAGCCUGCCAUGGCUAACUAAGGUGCUACAGUACAAGUCAUAUAUCUAGGUAACCCACAGACUUGAUCGGGUCGGCAGAUCAGGAGCUCAAUCAUACUAUUUAUCGGAUUUAUUAUCAUUAGUAUCACUAGCCUAUUUCUAGUAAUUUCAAGAUAUGCGAUGUUGUAGGAUAAUAAUUGACGUAUUAUGUUUUACAGUUGUUAACUCUUUUCGGUUUUGCUUUAAAACUAAAUUUCAAAAUACUGUGCUUUAAAAAAAUCGAGGCAGCUUUCUAGACU
Molecule: messenger RNA, 2899 nt
Organism: Gossypium raimondii (Peruvian cotton)
Lineage: Eukaryota; Viridiplantae; Streptophyta; Magnoliopsida; Malvales; Malvaceae
Product: MDIS1-interacting receptor like kinase 2
Exons: 3
Coding region: 47-2638 (863 amino acids)
Biological process (GO): protein phosphorylation
Molecular function (GO): ATP binding; protein kinase activity; protein binding
Source: RefSeq, a predicted model, not a curated record